Molecule: messenger RNA, 1402 nt
Organism: Sciurus carolinensis (gray squirrel)
Lineage: Eukaryota; Metazoa; Chordata; Mammalia; Rodentia; Sciuridae
Product: keratin, type I cytoskeletal 19
Exons: 6
Coding region: 68-1270 (400 amino acids)
Molecular function (GO): structural molecule activity
Source: RefSeq, a predicted model, not a curated record
GGCUUCGCCACUCCCCCUGCGGUCCGCAGCUUCUCAGGCCAGUGUCGCUUGCCUCGUCUGCCUCAACAUGACCUCCUACAGCUAUCGCCAUUCCUCAGCCACCUCGUCCCUCGGGGGCCUGGGAGGCGGCUCCGUGCGUUUUGGGGUUGGGGGCGCCUUCCGCGCGCCCAGCAUCCACGGGGGCUCAGGUGGCCGUGGCAUAUCCGUGUCCUCCGCCCGCUUCGUGUCCUCGUCCUCCUCCGGGGGCUAUGGUGGCGGCUAUGCUGGCGUCCUGGCCGGGUCCGACGGGUUGUUGGCGGGCAACGAGAAAAUUACCAUGCAGAACCUCAACGACCGGCUGGCCUCCUACCUGGACAAGGUGCGCGCCCUGGAGCAGGCCAAUGGCGACCUGGAGGUGAAGAUCCGCGAAUGGUACCAGAAGCAGGGACCCGGGCCCUCCCGCGACUACAGUCACUACUUCAAGACCAUCGAGGACCUGAGGGACAAGAUUCUUGGUGCUACCAUUGAGAACUCCAGGAUUGUCCUGCAGAUUGACAACGCCCGUCUGGCUGCAGAUGACUUCCGAACCAAGUUUGAGACGGAGCAGGCCCUGCGCCUGAGCGUGGAGGCCGACAUCAAUGGCCUGCGCAGGGUGCUGGAUGAGCUGACCCUGGCCAGGACUGACCUGGAGAUGCAGAUCGAGAGCCUCAAGGAGGAGCUGGCCUACCUGAAGAAGAACCACGAGGAGGAAAUCAGUGCCCUGAGGGGCCAGGUGGGUGGACAGGUCAGCGUGGAGGUGGAUUCUGCUCCAGGCAUCGACCUAGCCAAGAUCCUCAGUGACAUGAGAAGCCAAUAUGAGGUUAUGGCUGAGAAGAACCGGAAAGAUGCUGAAGCCUGGUUCACAAGUCGGACCGAGGAGCUGACCCGGGAAGAUGCUGGCCACUUGGAGCAGCUCGAGAUAAGCAAGACCGAGGUCACUGACCUGCGACGUACCCUCCAGGGUCUUGAGAUUGAGCUGCAGUCACAGCUCAGCAUGAAAGCCUCCCUGGAAGGCACCCUGGCAGAGACCGAGGCCCGCUACAGAGCCCGGCUGGCGGAGAUCCAGGCGGUGAUCAGCAGCAUCGAAGCCCAGCUGGGUGAUGUGAGGGCUGACACAGAGCGCCAGAACCUGGAGUACCAGCAGCUCAUGGACAUCAAGUCCAGGCUGGAGCAAGAGAUCGCCACCUACCGCAGCCUGCUGGAGGGCCAGGAUGCCCACUACAACAAUCUGCCCAACCAGCUCAACAUCUGAGUGCAAAAGCUCCUGGGCUUGUCCUCCAGCAGAGGGAGUCCCCUGGGCAGGGCAGGGGAGGGGAGGGGAGGGACCUCACCCUGCUCCAUCCCUGACCUGCCAAUAAAACUUUAUGGCCCAAGGAAGGAAGGA